This is a messenger RNA of Panicum hallii, 479 nucleotides long. RefSeq names its product heavy metal-associated isoprenylated plant protein 45-like. Lineage: Eukaryota; Viridiplantae; Streptophyta; Magnoliopsida; Poales; Poaceae. Gene Ontology annotation, molecular function: metal ion binding. The record is from RefSeq and is a predicted model, not a curated record. The coding region runs from base 27 to 479 and encodes 150 amino acids. The transcript is spliced from 3 exons.
GGCCCCGUUCGGACGGCGCCUGAAAAAUGCUGCGGUUUUGGAGGACGCAGAGGAGCUCUACCUUGUCAAAUGCCUCAUCCAUCGUGGAGAUGAACGUGCACAUGGACUGCGACGGCUGCGAGAAGCGUGUGAAGAAGGCCAUGUCCCGACUCCGAGGUGUGAGCUCGGUGGAGAUCGACAUGGACCGGCAGAAGGUGACGGUGACGGGGCGCGUGGACCGGCGGGAGGUGCUGCGCGCGGCGCGGCGGACCGGCAGGGCGGCGGAGUUCUGGCCGUGGCCCUACGACGGCGAGUACUACCCGUUCGCGAUCCAGUACCUGGUGGACGACACCUACGUGGCCUCCGACAGGUACCACCGCCACGGCUACAACGACCCGAUGAUCGGAUCCUACCCCUGCCACGCCUUCACGCACGUCGUCGGCGACGACGUGCUCGCCGUCUUCCACGAGGACAACGUCCACGCCUGCGCCGUAAUGUGA